Molecule: messenger RNA, 1458 nt
Organism: Paracoccidioides lutzii Pb01
Product: laccase-3
Exons: 7
Coding region: 1-1458 (485 amino acids)
Molecular function (GO): copper ion binding; oxidoreductase activity
Source: RefSeq, a predicted model, not a curated record
AUGGCCCCUGAUGGUUUCGAAAGGCUAGUCUUGGCGGUCAAUGGACAAUUUCCUGGUCCAAUUAUUCGGGCGAAACAAGCAUACAUUGGCACGGAAUUCGGCAGAAGUAUACAAGUCAUCAAGAUGGCACAAACGGGGUCACAGAAUGCUAACUCCCGAUGCAUAGGCCCUAUCGCUCCCGGGGCUACAAAAACAUACGAAUUUAAAUGUACCCAGUACGGAACAUCGUGGUAUCAUAGCCAUCAUACUGUACAGUACGGGGAUGGUGUUUUGGGUCCAAUCAUAAUUGACGGUCCAGCAACUGCCAAUUACGAUAUCGACCUUGGAACAAUGCCGAUUCAAGAUUGGUAUUACCGAACGGCGUGGCAGAACGCACUCAUUGGCAUUCCUCCCAUUGCUGAAAAUGGCCUUUUAAAUGGGACAAUGGUGAAUGCAAAAGGCGGAGGUAGUUACCACCAGAACACAAUAAAGAAGGGGAAGUCGUACCGGUUACGAUUGAUAAAUACGUCGGUGGACAACUACUUCAAAGUCCAUCUGGACAAUCACACUUUCACGGUGAUUUCAAGCGACUUUGUUCCGAUCGUCCCAUACCAGGCGGACUGGUUGUUUAUUGGAAUUGGCCAGCGCUACGAUGUGAUUAUUCACGCUGAUCAAGACAUCGGCAAUUACUGGUUUAGAGCCGAAGUUCAACAGGGAUGUGGCCUAAACGCAAUGAAUGGCAGGAUUAGAAGUAUCUUUAGAUACGAAGGUGCUGACGAGAAAGCGCUGCCCACAUCAAUCGCCAGCAAUUACACGCAAAGCUGUACUGACGAGCAAGGGCUUGUUCCAUUCGUUCCGAUCAACGUCCCCUCUGCCCAUUUCAUCCAACACGUUAAAGAUCUCAAUGUGACCUUUGAGAGCGAAUAUAGUUCACCCGGGAAUAAUUUCGUCCACUGGAGAAUAAAUGGAAUCCCGAUUGAAACAGACUGGGAGUAUCCUACACUUCAAUACGUCCUUGACGGCAAUACUAGCUACCCAAGGAAAUUGAACCUUAUUGAGCUACCGGAACAUAAUGUAUGGACAUACUGGAUUAUCCAGGCUGCUUUCGGGAGCAUCGUCAACGUCCCACACCCCAUCCAUUUGCACGGGCACGACUUCUCUAUUCUCGGCACUGGAGUUGGGGACUUUCCAGGACCUAACGUACUCAAUUUCACCAAUCCACCACGUCGGGAUGUCGCCAUGUUACCUGACCUCGGGUGGCUAGCUAUUGCAUUUCCAACAGAUAACCCUGGUGCAUGGUUGGCGCAUUGUCAUAUUGCCUGGCAUGCCCACGAGGGUCUCGCCGUUCAAUUCCUUGAACGCGGUUCAAAUAUUUUAUCCGCGCUUAACAUCCGUCCCGAGUGGGAAACUACCUGCCGACAAUGGAGGGAUUACAUCUCAAGCAGGGCGUUGUUUCAGCAAGACCGUUCCGGAGUUUAG